CAUCAAAACAAAGUCCCAAAUGAAUGGCAAGGAUGUCCAUUCGUGAACUCCUUCGUUUCAGAUACAACAUCUUUGCUAACCCAACUCUCCGAUUUUCCUCCCCAUUUUAUUCUACUUCAUCUAAAACACUCACUUUUCCUCAUUCAAACCUUUGGUUGCUCGAUUCAUGUGAAGAUAUAAAGCAACUCUUUCAAAUGCAGGCUCACUUGAUCACUUCGGGUCUCUUCCACAACCCCUUUUGGGCAGACAAAGUUUUGAAGCAUUCUUCAAAGUUCAGCAACAUUGAUUAUACUGUUUCGGUGUUUCGAUGCAUUGACAAGCCUGGUACUUUUUGUGUUAAUACAGUGAUCAAAGCUUACUCUUUUAGUUCUUUUCCACAUCAAGCUUUGUUUUUUUAUUUUCGGAUGCUGAGUAAUGGAUGCUUUGUUCCAAAUAGCUAUACUUUUGUGCCACUUUUAGGCUCUUGUGCAAAAAUAGGUUGUUUUAAAUAUGCCCAAAAGUGUCACGGCCAGGCAGUUAAAUUUGGGGCAAUUAAUAAGUUGCAGGUUCAAAACUCUUUGAUUCAUAUGUAUGGUUGUUGUGGGGUUAUUGAUCUCGCUAUGAAAGUGUUGGUUGAAAUGUCUGAAAGGGAUCUUGUGUCAUGGAACUCUUUUAUUGAUGGGUGUGUAAAAGUUUGGGAUUUGAGUCUAGCUCACAAGUUGUUCGAUGCAAUGCGCAAGAAAAAUGUGAUUUCUUGGAAUAUUAUGAUUAAUGGCUAUUUAAAAGGUGGGAAUCCAGGGUGUUCAUUGAAGUUGUUUAGAGAAAUGGUGAAAACGGGAUUUGUUGGGAAUGAGAAGACUGUGGUUAGUGUGCUGAGUGCCUGUUGUAAGUCAGCUAGAUUAAAGGAAGGAAGAUCAGUUCAUGGAUUUUUAAUCAAGAAUGGCUUGAAAUCAAAUAUAAUAAUUGAUACAGCUUUGCUUAAUUUCUAUUGCAACUGCCAGAAAGUAGGAUUAGCUCGUAGAAUGUUUGAUAAGAUCAAAAAUAGGAAUCUUGUUUGCUGGAAUGCAAUGAUUUUGGGGCACUGCAUUCAUGGGAACCCAGAAGAUGGACUAAAAUUAUUCAUGGAUAUGAUGGAUCAAAACAAGAUUAGAGAAGGGGACAUUUCUCCUGAUGAAAUUACUUUUGUUGGUGUUCUGUGUGCUUGUGCUCGUGCGGGAUUGAUAGCAGAGGGCAGAAAUUAUUUCAGCCAAAUGAUCAAUAAAUUUGGUAUAAAGCCGAACUUUGCUCAUUUUUGGUGCAUGGCUAAUCUUUAUGUUAGUGUCAGACUUUUUAAAGAGGCGGAGGAGAUCCUAAGGCAAAUGCCAUUUGGUGAUGAUGAUGUAUCAUCUGAUUCUCUGCUCUGGGCAAACUUGCUCAGCUCAUGUCGUUUUAGAGAUGGUGUGACUGUUGGGGAAAGAAUUGCAACAUCUUUAAUUGCAAAAGAGCCUAAAAACUUCUCAUAUUAUCAGUUAUUGUUGAAUGUCUAUGCUGUGGCAGGGCAGUGGGAGGAUGUUGCCAGAGUAAGACAGAUAAUGAAGGAUAGGGGGAUAGAAAGAGUUCCUGGGUGUAAUCUUGUAGAUUUAAAAGAAAUCGUUCACAAUUUUAAAGUGGGAGAACGAUGGUGGGAGAGUGUCGAGCAACGGGAUGCUAAGCUUGCUGAACUGGCUCAGAGAUCAAGCUAGUUCAAUGUUUUGCUAGAGAUUUUGUUAUUAUUAUUAUUAUUUUUAACAAUAGAUUCAGUUGAAAUAUUUGACUUGCCAUUGAUACCAAACUCUAAUCCAUCUUGUACGUUUAGCAUUUCUCUCGGUUUCUUCAACGACUUCUCUACAUGUACCAGACUAUGGUGGAAGAGGGAAAUUAUGGAAGAAAAACAAUCUAACCUGACCCC
Molecule: messenger RNA, 1906 nt
Organism: Durio zibethinus
Lineage: Eukaryota; Viridiplantae; Streptophyta; Magnoliopsida; Malvales; Malvaceae
Product: Pentatricopeptide repeat (PPR) superfamily protein
Biological process (GO): RNA modification
Molecular function (GO): RNA binding; protein binding
Source: RefSeq, a predicted model, not a curated record